AUGCAAAGCAGUAAGAAUGAUCAAAUGGAUUCUUCUCCCACAAGAGCAACUGACAUGGAUAUCAAUACAUGUUCUUCCACAAACAGAGACAAUCCUGCUUGGUGGUAUGUUGAUCUGCAAAAUGUGAAAAGCAUUCACGACGUUCAAAUUUACUUUGACAGAAUAAGUGGUACAUACGAACAACAACAGAGACAGCGUAUGUAUGGUUUCCAUCUGUUCAUCACAAAUACGACUGAAAUAGACAGUUUGAAGGAUGGACAUCUAUGCUACAAUCAUAGUGGUCCUGAUUUACCGGACUUAACCUCCACACAUGUCUGUGUCACAUUCGGUCGCUAUGUAUUCUAUUACAACGAGAGACUUCCUGACGUGACAUACCCAGAUGGAUCUAAUUCUACACGUGUUCAGCUUUGUGAGGUUAUAGUACAUGCAUGCCCCAAAGGGACAUAUGGAAGAAAUUGUUACCAAAACUGUAGUGGUAACUGUCUUAAUGAGACAUCAUGCAACAGGGUUACUGGGUUUUGUGAUGAAGGCUGUUUAGUUGGAUAUCGUAACGAAAAAUGUGAUCAAGAAUGCCCUAAUGGCACCUAUGGUAUAGACUGUAUGAAAAACUGCAGUGGUAACUGUAUCAAUAAUGAGACGUGUAGCAAAGUUGAUGGAGGGUGCGCAAAUGGUUGUGCAACAGGCUUUCAGGGAUAUUUUUGCACUUGCACCAAAGGAACAUAUGGAGGAAAUUGUUCUCAGAACUGUAGUGGUAAUUGUCUAAAUGGAACUUAUUGCAACUGGUUUACUGGGUUUUGUGAUGAAGGCUGUUUAAUUGGGUAUCGCAGCAAAAAAUGUGAUCAAGAUGAUAUCUCCAAGUUUAAAGAAGCAAGACAAAGUAGUAGGUAUGAAGAUAGUGAGGUUUUUUCUCCUGACAAGGCUGUUGACAAAGAUAUCAGCACAUGUUCCUCUACAGGAGCAGACAAUCCGGCAUGGUGGUAUGUUGAUCUACAGGAAAUAAAAAGUAUACAUGAUAUCGAGAUUUACUUUAAUGGAUCACAGACAACAGCUUCAGCAGAUGGGACAUUUGGGAUAGGAUGUUCCAAACACUGUAGUGGCAACUGUCUGAAAGGGACCUCAUGUAAUAUUGUGACAGGAGAAUGUGAUGAAGGUUGUUCCCCUGGAUAUGUCAGCAAUGGAUGUGAUCAAGAAUGCCCUGCUGGUAGAUUUGGUAAAGACUGUAUCAAAAACUGCAGCGGUAACUGUGCGAAUAAUGAAACUUGCAACAAUGUAAAUGGAAUGUGUGUUAAUGGCUGCCAAACAGGAUUCCAGGGAUUAAUCUGUGAUGAAAAUGUAUAA
Messenger RNA from Saccostrea echinata, 1338 nucleotides. Its product is annotated as protein draper-like. The coding region runs from base 1 to 1338 and encodes 445 amino acids. Gene Ontology annotation, molecular function: scavenger receptor activity. The transcript is spliced from 9 exons. The record is from RefSeq and is a predicted model, not a curated record. NCBI's taxonomy places the organism in Eukaryota, Metazoa, Mollusca, Bivalvia, Ostreida, Ostreidae.